AUCUGUAAAACUGAAUUAAAAUGUCCCUGGAUUAGUUCAAAAUGGUGCUCACAGGGACUCACGGGAUGAUGGAGACAGGGAUUCUCCUGCUCCUCAUCAUAUACUUGGGAUAUCGUUACAUGACAAGGAAUUUCGACUACUGGAGGACGCGCGGUGUAGUGUGUGUUCCUCCCUCUCCCUUUUUCGGUAAUUUCGGUGAUUUCCUGAUGGGGAGACAAUCAGUGGGUGGCUUCCUAAAGCACGUGUACGAUUACUCACCCGACGAGCGUUACGUGGGAUUUUUUGGUUUUGACAAACCGAUGCUCCUGAUUCGCGAUCCAGACCUUAUCAAGCAAAUUCUCAUCAAAGAUUUCGAUUAUUUCCAAAAUCGUUACGCUAAUGCAGGCGCUCACGAUGUACUGGGGUCGUCCAAUUUGUUUAUUAUUAAAAAUCCAGAGUGGAAGUAUCUCAGGACAAAAAUAUCACCGAUUUACACCUCCGGGAAAUUGAGAUAUGUCGCAAAGCUCAUGUUGGAAGUUGGUCAGGAUCUCAUCGCUCACAUUGACUCGCUGAAUUUAAAAGAUUGCGGAAGAAUAAUUGAAAUGAAGGAACUCUGCGCAAGAUUUGCAACUGAUAUGAUAGCGACAACAGCGUUUGGACUGCGGGCAAAUUGUCUGAAUGAUCCCAACGCGGAUUUCAGAAAAUAUGGAAAGGAAGUUUUUCGACGUACGUUCUAUCGAAGCGUCGAGCAAACAUCGACGUUCUUCGCACCAUUUUUAAUGACACCGCUGAAGUUCAACAUAUUUUCAAAGAGAGUUACGCAAUUUCUUCGCUCUGCUGUAUGGGAAGCUAUCGCUGAUCGCAAGAAAAGUGGAGUCAAAAGACAUGAUCUCAUCGACCUCUUGAUUGAGUUGAAGAAUCAGGACGUAGAUAAUCCAGAUAAGGGUAUAUUUGCAUUCGAAGGUGACAAUAUUGUUGCCCAAGCUGCUGUAUUUUUCAUCGCAGGUUUUGAAACCGCCUCCACCCCCCUCAGCUUCACCCUCUACGAGUUAGCCUUGCACCCUAAAAUGCAAGAUCGUCUCAGAAAAGAGAUCACUGAUGCUAUGGAAGAGAACGGUGGAGAGAUCACUUAUGAUACGAUAAUGAAGCUUCCCUACUUGGAUAUGGUGACAUCAGAGUCUCUCCGUAAAUACCCACCCCUUCCAGUUCUGGAUCGCGUUGCGAAUUUAGAUUAUCGCGUCCCUGGAAGUGAUCUUGUCAUUGAAAAGGGCACCCCCGUGUACAUGUCCUUAUUUGGCCUGCAUUAUGACCCUAAGUACUAUGAUAAUCCUGAGAAAUUCGAUCCUGAGAGAUUCUCAGAUGCCAACAGAGAAUCAAACAAAAAGACGUGGUAUGCCUUUGGUGACGGUCCACAUGUUUGUAUUGGGAUGAGACUUGGAUUACUCGAGUCGAAAGUGGGACUAGUCAGUAUAUUGCAAAAAUACGAAGUCUACCCUUGCGAAAAAACUGCAAUUCCGAUGAAACUACGAACGCAGGGGCUGAUGACAGGGGCAGAAGGAGGCUUGUACCUCAACAUAAAAAAAAUAAAACAGAAAUCGAUAUCGAUAAUUACUAACGUUGGACAUGACUGGCGGGAGAUUUUUUUACUAAUGUUUAUGAAGUGUGGAAAAAUUCUAUUUGCGAGUCUCCCUAUUUUAAACGGUCCUAGUUUGCAUUUAGAAUCGCUGGUGAAUGGUUCCCUAGUGAUAGCGAAAAUGGUUCAUAUUACAAAUCAGUCGAUCAUAAAUACAGUUAUUAUUGUCCUCGUCUUUAUCUACUUGAUCUACCGCUAUAUGAUCCGGAAGUUUGAUUAUUGGCAGAAGCGAGAUGUGGUUUACGUUCCCCCAGUUCCCUUUUUUGGAAAUUUCAGAGACUUUUUGAUGGGCCGAAAGUCCGCUGGAACUUUUUUGCAAGAGAUUUAUAAUUACGCACCCAAUGAACCUUACAUUGGAUUCUUCGGAUUUGAUAAGCCAAUGCUGAUGAUCCGGGAUACUAAUCUCAUCAAGCACAUUCUAAUCAAGGACUUCGAUAAUUUCAAGGAUCGAUACGUUGAAACCAGUGCUCACGAUAUUUUAGGAGGCGCCAAUUUAUUUGUGAUAAAGAAUCCCGCCUGGAAACAUCUCAGAACGAAAAUGUCACCGAUAGCGACGUCCGGGAGGUUGAAGAAGAUGGUCCAACUGAUGGCGGAUGUUGGCAAAGAUCUCGUGACUCACUUGGAUUCCCUAGGGCUAAAAGAAUCUGGGCAGGAAAUCGAGAUGAAAGAGCUCUGUGCCAGCUUCACAACCGAUAUGAUAGCAACAACGGCCUUUGGCUUGCGGGCCAAUUCCCUAAAUAAUCCGAAAGCUGAAUUCCGGGAGAGGGGCCGGGACUUCUUUCGGGACACCUGGUACCGUAGCAUUGAACAGAUCGCAUUUUUCUUUGCUCCCUUCUUAAUGACUCCACUGAGACUCUACAAUUUCCCGAAAAAAUUCAGUGAAUUCAUACGAGUCGCUGUCUGGGAUGCCAUCACUGAUCGUGAGGCCUCCGGGACCAGAAGACAUGAUCUCAUCGAUCUUCUGAUCGAGCUGAAAAAUCAGGAGGGUGAUGAUUCUGAUAAAGCUUCGCCUGCUACCGUCGACUUCGAAUUCAAGGGCGAUAACCUGGUGGCCCAAGCAAGCGUCUUCUUCGUCGCCGGCUUCGAAACUACAUCAACUGCCCUCAGCUUUUCGCUCUACGAACUGGCCCUCCACCCGGAAAUGCAGAUUCGUCUUAGAAAGGAAAUCAUAGCCGCGAUAGACAAAAAUAAUGGAGAAAUAACUUACGAGAUGAUUACGCAGCUUCCUUACUUGGAGAUGGUGAUACUAGAGGCCCUUCGCAAAUACCCCCCAUUGCCACUGCUGGAUCGUGUGCCGACAUCGGACUAUCGAGUUCCUGGUACCGACUUUGUAAUUGAAAAGGGAACGCCGGUUUACAUUUCUUUAAUGGGCCUGCAUUAUGACCCGAAGUAUCAUGAGAAUCCAGAGGCAUUCGAUCCUGAGAGAUUCUCAGAAGCCAACAAGGAGUCCACCAAAAAGGCGUGGUAUGCGUUUGGAGAUGGGCCACAUGUUUGCAUUGGUCAGAGGCUGGGACUUCUCGAAGUCAAAAUGGGACUCAUAGAAAUGCUACGGAAGUAUGAAUUCUCCCCGUGCAAGAGGACGGCAGUUCCCAUGAAAUUUUAUAAAAAAGCGAUAAACACAGCUGCCGAGGGAGGUCUAUACCUCAAUAUAAAGAAAUUAACAUUGUAAUAAUUACCAGAAAAUUAGACCAAACUUUCCAUUGUAAUAACAUUGAUAAUGUGUGUCUUUUUAUCCACUUAAUUGUGGUGUGCGUCUUAUUAUUUGAUAUUUAUGAAUUACAUGAUUAUUUUCAAAGA
Molecule: messenger RNA, 3409 nt
Organism: Diachasmimorpha longicaudata
Lineage: Eukaryota; Metazoa; Arthropoda; Insecta; Hymenoptera; Braconidae
Exons: 12
Coding region: 42-3281 (1079 amino acids)
Molecular function (GO): oxidoreductase activity, acting on paired donors, with incorporation or reduction of molecular oxygen; iron ion binding; monooxygenase activity
Source: RefSeq, a predicted model, not a curated record